This is a messenger RNA of Triticum turgidum subsp. durum (durum wheat), 327 nucleotides long. The record is from the annotation of a GenBank genome assembly. Lineage: Eukaryota; Viridiplantae; Streptophyta; Magnoliopsida; Poales; Poaceae.
AUGUGUGAGCCAUUGAGGAUUUCUGAUAGUCUUUACAUUAUAAUGUUUUUGGUGCAGACCAUCGAGUUUACUAAGUCUUCGUCUGUUACUUUUUGCAAAUUUCAGCAUGAACAUGCAUUCGAACUUGUUCUCAGUUAUCCAUAUAUUCAUUUUCUUAGAUGUGCAGUAUGCAAUCAUGUUCUUUUCUUGCGAUUCUUUUGGCCUGUUAAUCUUUCAUUUAAAGGAGAAUCACCAAGCGGAAUUAAGACUAUUAUCAAAAAUCCUCAUUUUGUAGAAGGGUUAAGCAAUUGGUCCGGACAAAAUCUAAUAACCGCAGGCAUGAGUUAA